AUGUUAUGUAUCCAGCGCAUCAACGCAUACACAAAGACCCACCUGCCCGAGCCAACUUACAGCCAUUCUUUUCGUGUCUAUCACUACGGCCUCGCCAUCAAGCAAUAUCGCUUCCCAGAAUGGACUUUCGACGAUGAGACAUACUUUCUUUCCUAUAUGCUCCAUGAUAUCGGAACAACCAGGAAGAAUUUGAGAGCCAGCAAGCUUAGCUUCGAGUUACAUGGCGGUCUGAUCGAGCUAGAUGUUCUCCAAGCCCAGGAAGCUUCUGCAGGAGGCUUGGAUGCCAUCGCGCCAAAGGAUCAGGCCGAGAGCGUGGCCGAAGCAGUUAUCCGGCACCAAGACUUCUGCGAGAAGGGCAAAAUCACGGCUCUUAGUUAA
Penicillium soppii is the source of this 378-nucleotide messenger RNA. RefSeq lists its product as uncharacterized. The transcript has a single exon. The record is from RefSeq and is a predicted model, not a curated record. Lineage: Eukaryota; Fungi; Ascomycota; Eurotiomycetes; Eurotiales; Aspergillaceae. Bases 1 to 378 code for a protein of 125 amino acids.